AAUAAAAAAUAAAUAACGAAUGCAAUGCAUAGAAAGGGUAACGACGUUCAAUUCACCUCACCACCUUCCUCUCGCCGUUGCCGCCAGUCUCCGUUCCAUUUCUGGCUUCCGCCAAACACUAAUCAGAGAAACGAACUCCUCAUCACCUAAGUUUCCAAUUGAACCAAACCCCACUCUGCACCUAUAGAUGAUGUUUCUUCACCAAAGUGAUUGAUUGAAGCUAGAUAAUGGAUAGAGUUAUGAGGCAGAAGAGAUUUAAAUCUAUAAACAACUGCUCUCACUCUGACUCACAUCAUGAUCAUGAUCAUGCAACAAACAAUAAGUAUAUGAUUAUUCGGCAAUGCUCAAAUAGCAGCAGUAGUAGUAAUAAGAGUUUUAUUCUGUUCUCAGAGCUCUCUCAAGACGAGAUGCUUGCUAUCCUUACUUUGCUUCCUCUUAAGUGUCUGCUUAACUCUGCAAGGUAUGUCUCCAAAUUUUGGGCUACUGCUAUUUCAGCCUAUCUACCUCUUAAACCACCCGGUCUUUACGUUUUUAAGACCAGAUCAACGACAAAUUCUUAUUUCUUGAAUAUUCAAGAUCAUGUCAAUGGACAACCUGAAAGGAUUGCUUUGGGAACACCUUCCAGAAUGGGACAAGUAAUAGCUACUUGUCAUGGCAUAUUACUGCUUUGUACUUUUGCUACACUAACUUUUGCAGUAAACCCCAUCCUUAAGUGCUGCUUUAGAAUUCCAAGUCUACCCACUAAUUCAGGACGGCUCAUUUGUAAUCGAUCUACUAUUGCAUGUGUUCCUCGCACUGCCAAAUUCAAGUUGUUUGUAACAGAUGUACUAAAUGUUUUGGGGGUCAACUGGUAUGUUUUCUACGUCCUAACAAUUGGAGUUGAUAACACCUGGAAAGAGAUAGCUAGAAAAGAAGCUAUCCUUGAGUGUCGUUUUAUUUGGAAACCAGUUUGUAAUGGAGAAAAUGAUGUUUAUUGGAUAACAAGGGAUGGAGUGACUGUGAUGGAUGUUGACAGGGAAAUUAUUAUAGGAGAGUAUCCACUACCACCUCCACGAGUGGAUUCUUCACCGGUUGGGUAUUUUUUAUGGAUGAGAGACCGUCUUUCUUGCAUUGUUUUGGUUAAAGGUAUUAGUAGAAUUAGUAGAACAUAUCAAAUCUAUGCUUUGGAUUUGGAUUUAGGAAAAUGGACUCUUUAUCAUGAGAUGGGACCUUUUGAUUAUGGAGAUACAUGCGGCCACGUACUGGGUUUGAUGUUUCGUUUCUGGAUCAACGACCAAAUUUUCUUUAUAGCACUUACCAGACCACCAGAAAUCCGAAAAUCAUAUUCAGCCGUUACAAAGAGUAUACUUUUUUGUUACAAUGUCAAGACUGGACAACUGACAAAGACUGAUGACACUGUAGUGGGCAGUUUUCAGGCAUUCCUUCAUACCAACACUCUAGUUUCGUUGCCAAGUACUCCAACAUAGCUAGGUUUCCUGCUAAUUAAUUAUUUUAGCAAUGUAUGAUGUAGAAUGUAAUAUCUUGAACCAAUAUUUUAUAUUUUCAUUUUUGA
This is a messenger RNA of Trifolium pratense (red clover), 1552 nucleotides long. RefSeq lists its product as uncharacterized. Bases 228 to 1466 code for a protein of 412 amino acids. The record is from RefSeq and is a predicted model, not a curated record. The transcript is spliced from 2 exons. Lineage: Eukaryota; Viridiplantae; Streptophyta; Magnoliopsida; Fabales; Fabaceae.